AUGAACGCACAGGUAAAAUACAAAACCUUCCAAAGAAAAGAGCUUCCAGGACAGUUGGAACGUGACUACCAAAGAACUUCUUUUAUCCGUAGCAGUCUCCAGGACCCGCGUCGAGGCGCAGAACCCGUUAUCGACAAGCUGCCUCAGCGGCCAUCUUGGGAUCCGCCGCACGCCGCCCUAAUCGGCCUGCCGAGCAUCGGCCAAGCUCCCCGGCAAGUCCAUCAGCCGCACCAUCCGGCAGUACGCCGCCCUAAUCGGCCUGCUGAGCAUCGACCACGUUCUUCGACAAGUCCAUCAGCCUUAAUCGGUCGGCCGACCCUCGACCAAGAUCCCCGGCAAGUCCAUCAGCCGCAUCCGGCAGCACGACGUCCUAAUCGGCCUGCUGACCAUCGUCCCCGAGCCCCGCCAAGCCCAUCAGUCGCAGCACGCCGUCCUAAGCGGCCUGCCAACCAGCGACCACCUUCGCCGGCACACCACCGUACGAAAUCGGCCCUACAACGAUCCCCGGCAAGUUCGAAUCGGCGCCACCGCGAUCUCCGGCAAGUCCAUUCACCGAACCAUCCGGCACUCCGCCAUCUAAUUCAGCUGGCCAAGAUCAGCGAUCGCCAUCUCCGGCACCUUGCCGAAGGAACCGUCUACAGAAAAGGCCUUAUCGAACCUCGCCGCGAAUCAGCAAUGCUAGCCAACGAGACAGCAAGUCAGCAACAAAAGCCAGCGUUCGCAUCACAGCAACAGCAACAACAGCAGCAACAAUAA
Armigeres subalbatus is the source of this 756-nucleotide messenger RNA. Its product is annotated as sterile alpha motif domain-containing protein 1-like. Lineage: Eukaryota; Metazoa; Arthropoda; Insecta; Diptera; Culicidae. The record is from RefSeq and is a predicted model, not a curated record. The transcript has 4 exons. The coding region runs from base 1 to 756 and encodes 251 amino acids.